CCUCAAUUUCCACAAGAGCUGUCUAUAUUUGGCCUAAUAAAGCAAACCACCCAAAAUUCCCCCAUUUUACUUUUUACCGCUCUCUUCUCUACCCUCAGAAAAGAAUGAUCAUGAUCUGGGUGAGCUAGUUCAUCGCACCACGGUCAUGAUCUUCCAUUACACCAGCCUCUGAGCACUCUGAUUUAGUUCUUUGUUUUUUUCCCAAUAUUUUCUGAUUUUGUUCCCACUUGAAUUAGUCAUAACUAGCAUUAGUAUUGUCUUUUUCACUUUUGUUUCUGGAUCGAAAAAAUGGCAAAGCGAUCAUUUACAUGUUUUGUUGAACAAGAAUUGGGAAAGUUCCCCCACUUCUUGAUCUUCGCCGUGCUCGAAUGGGUGUUGAUAAUUCUGCUAUUCAUUGAUGGGUUUAUUGCAUUUGUAGCCAAUGAAUUCGCCAAAUUCUUCGAACUUAAAGUCCCUUGCUUGCUUUGCACUAGAAUUGAUCAUGUACUGUUCAACAAAGACCCCGAUUUCUACUACAAUGAUUCAAUAUGUGAAGCUCACAAGAAGGGUAUUUCAUCUUUGGCAUAUUGCCACAACCAUAAGAAAUUGUCCGACAUAAGAAAGAUGUGUGAAGGGUGCCUUCUUUCAUUUGCAACCGAGAAAGAAUCUGAUUGCAUUACGUACAAGUCUCUUGUAGGGAUUUUGCACAAGGAUCUUGAGUGUUUUGUUAAAGAUGAUCUAAAUUUGGCUAUAGGCAAGAAGGAUGAUAUUGUCCAGGUUGAGAAGAUCAUCAGUAGCAUUCAUUGUUGUUCGUGUUGUGGAGAGCCUUUGAAGGUGAAUUCAUCAUAUUCAAAGGGAAAAGGCGCCGGUGCGUAUUCACUAACUCCUGCUCCUUCACCACGAACGCCAUUAGCGGCAUUGGCAAAAGAGGAGACUCGCAAUAUGGAUUUUAAAUUUGUUCCUGACCCUGACUCACUGCUGGAGGACGACGACGGCUCGACUGCAUUCAAUCCCGAUACUCAAUCUAGAGAAGAAGUAAAAGCUGCAACAGUUGCAUUAUUGACAGAAGCUGAGGAUUUGAUUGAUGAAGCCUCUAAGAGCCCUAACUUUGGUAGAGGGAACAGGUUCUUUGGAAUCCCACUGUCAGAUUCAGCCACUAACAGUCCUAGGUUGGGUAAUAGGAUUACAAGGAAAUCGCCACUUGGAAAAACAACGUUUACUGCAGAGUCUAUUGAAGAAAAUCAACCAAAUGAAGCCGUCAGUGCUAAUUCCGUCCUGCAUAAAUUGAAGAGACAGGUUCGCUUAGAUCGAAAGUCGCUUAUUGCUUUGUACAUGGAAUUGGAUGAAGAAAGAAGUGCUUCAGCUGUUGCAGCUAACAAUGCAAUGGCCAUGAUCACCCGGUUACAAGCAGAAAAGGCAGCUGUUCAGAUGGAUGCCUUACAGUAUCAGAGAAUGAUGGAGGAGCAGGCAGAGUAUGACCAAGAAGCCCUAGAAGAAGCGAUUGAUUUGCUUGCCAAGAGAGAAGAAGAAAUUAAGGUUUUAGAGGAUGAACUUGAAGCAUAUAGAGAAAAGUAUGGAAGCACAAGGGAAGAUGGUUUCAAGAGAGGUGAGAUUGAGGGUGAUGAGAAUUACAGAGACAAUAGCUCACAAUCUUACUCAUCUUACAAUGCAAAAUCUGAAAGUGGCAGUUGUAAUGUUAAUGUCAAUGAAGGGGAGAUAAAUGGAGAAGAUGCACACAACAAUUCUCAACCCUUUUCAACACAAGAAGCAAAUGGAGGGGGUAUCCCAAGCGAAUCAUUGAAACAUGUUAAAGCAGGAAAGCAAAGGAAAACUCUCCUAACGAGAGAGUUGUCUCAUCUUAGUAAGAGGGUGAAGGCCCUUGAAGCAGACAAUGGAUUCCUAGAUCAAGCUGCUCAGACGCUUGAGAAACAUAGUGAAGGAACUAAACUUUUGAUAGAGAUAUCUCGAAAUCUGAGGAAGCUUCGGCAACUUGUGACAAUGCCUCUCGAAGAGAAUGAUGCAUGAUUCUUAUCCUAACAUUUUUUACGGUAAAUGUAAUUUGGGUCUAAUUAUUGUGCUCAAUUGUCACGAUAUGUUUAGUUAGCUAUGGUCAAGAUUCUCUAAACAUCUUAAUUUCUGCAGAGUAUAAUAGUGAAUGUAGUUGACGGGAAGUUUAGAAACUGUGCUAAUAUUUGUUCUGUUUGCUCAAAUGCAUACUUACCGAAGCAAAACAGGAUUACAUCCUUUUUCUUUUCUUUUUUUUUUAAUUUAUUGAAGUGCUCAACUGCAGUUGAUCAAAACAAAAAUUUUAUUUGCAGUCACUUUUGCGUACUCCACUGAUAUGAUUAGUUGUGUAUUAUAAAAAAUUGAUAUAGUCAAUCACAUCAGUAGAGUGCACAGGAAGUACGCAAAAGUGAUUAUUUGUAGUAUUACUCCAUUGCAAUGUCUACAUCAACUUUUAUCAGUGAAAGUAACCUUUCGAUCAA
This is a messenger RNA of Carya illinoinensis, 2465 nucleotides long. RefSeq names its product probable myosin-binding protein 5. Gene Ontology annotation, molecular function: myosin binding. Bases 289 to 2004 code for a protein of 571 amino acids. The record is from RefSeq and is a predicted model, not a curated record. NCBI's taxonomy places the organism in Eukaryota, Viridiplantae, Streptophyta, Magnoliopsida, Fagales, Juglandaceae. The transcript is spliced from 3 exons.